Messenger RNA from Liolophura sinensis, 2232 nucleotides. Its product is annotated as solute carrier family 23 member 1-like. Gene Ontology annotation, molecular function: transmembrane transporter activity. Gene Ontology annotation, biological process: transmembrane transport. Bases 1 to 2232 code for a protein of 743 amino acids. The transcript is spliced from 18 exons. The record is from RefSeq and is a predicted model, not a curated record. Lineage: Eukaryota; Metazoa; Mollusca; Polyplacophora; Chitonida; Chitonidae. Gene Ontology annotation, cellular component: membrane.
AUGGGGGUCUGUGUCCACCUACGUCCAACAUUCUGGUAUACCAAUCGUCAUGCGAUUGUGGCUAACAAGCGCAAUGGCAUUGACGUGGAUAAGUGGGAUUACGUCGCUCGAGACUGUCACGGCCUGGGCAUUCGUAACAGUUUUGAGCAUGAACGACUGAUCAAGUUUGCAAGAGUCAUUGACGAGUGGAAGGAUGUGUCAGGUUUCUCCUCUGGUGCCAGAAGGGAGAUGGUGAAACAGGGUUCUUGUCUGGUGAUGACAGAUGCAUUGUUGUUGGCAGAUAACCACAUCAAAAUACCUGGAGAAAGGUGGGAUGAUAUGACAGGGCUGUUGUCUGGUGACAGAGGCCUGAUGACAGAGGUGACAGGGCUCUUGAUUGGUGCCAGAGAUAGGAGGAUAUUACAGGGCUGUUGUAUGGUGCCAAAGAAGGACGACGAAAGUUGUGUUGAGCGCAGUCCGAUAUAUCCCGACAAUAUCCAGGUAGAGAUGACCUCGCCACACGAACUCUUGUACAAGAUUGAUGACAUUCCUCCAUGGUACAUGUGUAUUUUGCUGGGGUUUCAGCACUAUUUGACAAUGUUUGGCAGCACCUUAUCUGUGCCUCUUGUCCUUGCACCGCACCUCUGCAUGGCAAAGGAUUAUCUAGGACUCAGUCAACUCGUCAGCACAACAUUCUUCGUAUCGGGCAUCUGUACAAUUCUCCAAAGUACACUGGGAAACAGGCUACCAAUAAUCCAGGGGGCAACCUUUGCCUUCCUGACCCCCUCGAUCGCCAUUCUUAGUCAGCCUCAGUGGGAAUGUCCCUUCACUGCAGUCAAUGCAGAUAAUGAAAACACAACUUUGCCUGAGAACGGAGGGGCGGAGCACCGCCAGAUGUGGCAAGAAAGAUUGCGCGAGCUGCAGGGAGCGAUCAUGGUGGCCUCUCUGUUUCAAGUUGCUAUCGGUUUUAGCGGAAUUAUGGGUCUAAUUUUAAAAUUCAUCGGCCCUCUAGCGGUGACCCCAACGGUGACGAUGAUUGGCUUGUCUUUGUUUAGCGCAGCGGCAGAGAAGGCUUCUAAGCAAUGGUGGAUCGCUAUAAUGACAAUAGUGUUUAUUGGCGCCUUUUCUCAGUACCUCAGGGAAGUGUCUGUUCCGUGCCCAGCAUGGCGAAAGGGGGCUGGUUGUAAAACAACAACUGUACCGAUAUUCAAACUAUUUCCCAUCAUCAUGGCUAUUGCUCUGUCAUGGUUGAUUUGCUUUCUGCUUACUGUCACCAACGUCCUUCCGACAAGUCCCGGGGAGUGGGGCUACGAGGCUAGAACCGACAACAAAACCUACGUCAUCAGGGAAGCAGCAUGGUUUAGAUUUCCUUACCCUGGUCAGUGGGGACUUCCCACAGUGAGUGGUUCGGGAGUUUUCGGAAUGGUCGCCGGAGUUUUGGCCUCAAUGAUGGAAUCGGUUGGAGACUAUUACGCAUGCGCCAGACUGAGUGGCGCCCCACCACCGCCAGCACACGCUGUUAACAGAGGUAUCGGUAUGGAGGGCGUUGGCUGUAUACUGGCAGGAGCUUGGGGGACGGGCAAUGGCACGACGUCGUACAGCGAGAACGUUGGAGCCAUAGGCAUAACAAAGGUUGGCAGUCGUCGUGUUGUCCAGUGGGGAGCCGGGAUCAUGAUACUACUGGGAUGUUUGGGCAAGUUUGGCGCCUUGUUCGUCACAAUCCCAGAUCCCGUCGUUGGAGGAAUGUUUAUCGUGAUGUUCGGCAUGAUAACAGCCGUGGGUUUAUCUAACCUACAGUUUGUUGACCUCAACUCCUCGCGGAACCUCUUCAUUCUUGGUUUUUCGAUCUUCUCGGCUCUUUGUUUGCCCAGAUGGCUAGACAGCCACGGUGACUCCAUCAGCACAGGUAGCGCUGUUGCGGAUCAGAUCAUCCGGGUUCUACUCAGCACGAGCAUGUUUGUUGGUGGACUCGUUGGUUUUGUACUGGAUAAUACAAUUCCAGGUACACUUGAGGAACGAGGGUUGACAAAAUGGCGGGCGGUUCUCAGUGGUGAAUCUGACGCCAUACACAGCGGAAUAAAAUACAGCUGUUACGAUUUGCCCUGUAUACAGCGUUAUAUAAACAACUGGCGGUGCACGCGUUAUCUCCCUUUCUGUCCGGGAGUCGGUACACCCAAGUCCACCGUAGACAGACAACACAGGGAGCAAUUAAAUGAUAAAGAUGCAGAUUGGUCUGUUUCAAAAGUGGUUUAG